UCGAUUGCUCUUGUCUGUUCGAUUACUUAUCAGUUCGAUUGCUCCGGUCUGAAUGAGGGCAUAGAGGGAACAGGAAGCAAGUUGUAGUGGAGCGGUGCCUAUACAUCCAGCAGGCAAAGGAGAGGAGAGGAACAGUGCAGUUUUACACCUUUUAAAUUAAAGGUCUCGCGGCAGAAAAACAAUUGGCUCAACUGCCUGGAAUGUGAUCUUACAGCACUGAAAAGGUUGGCACAGGAAUUAAGGACUACCCCAGGCAUGCCAGAUUUGGGGCUUCUGUUUGGACCUACAGAAUGCUCAAGAGUAAGCUCUCAUGAAAUGGCCACAGAUGAUAAAUCAUCCCCAACACUGGACUGUGCCAGCGAAUUGCCAAGAUCUCCAAGCAGCCCAUCACACCUUACACAUUUUAAACCACUGACACCAGAUCAAGAUGAUCCUCCGUUUAAAUCUGCUUAUAGCUCUUUUGUAAGCCUGUUUCGUUUCAGUAAAGAUGAAGUCAGAGCCGCAACCACAUUUGACAAAACAGAACGUGGAACUAGUGACCCAGCUCUGAGAGGUGCCUGGCCCAGUCCACAUCAUUCCUCAAGCUCGCAUUCCAUCAGGUCUCCAGUGCAGUACAAGAAGCCAUCGUUAGUAGAGAGAAGAGGCUCUGCUACCUCAGAAACGCAAAGAAAGGCAGAACCACCUAUUGGUCAUGACCCUCGCACCGCUGUACAACUUCGCAGUUUGACCACAGUACUAAAGCGCCUGAAGGAAAUAAUGGAAGGAAAAAGUCAGGACAGUGAUUUGAAGCAGUACUGGAUGCCUGAUAGCCAGUGUAAAGAAUGCUACGAUUGUAGUGAGAAAUUUACAACCUUUCGAAGAAGACACCACUGUCGACUUUGUGGGCAAAUUUUCUGCAGUCGCUGUUGCAACCAGGAAAUUCCGGGAAAGUUCAUGGGGUAUACAGGAGAUCUCCGGGCUUGUACAUACUGCUGUAAGAUUGCGAUAAACUACGCACACUCCUCUGAUGGCAACACCAUAGGGGAAGAUCUGACUGCGCUAUCUGAUUCUACUUGUUCUGUUUCUAUACUGGAUCCUGGAGAGCCACGCACACCUGUUGGAGGGAGAAAAGCUAGCCGUAAUAUCUUCCUGGAGGAGGAUUUAACAUGGCAGAGCUUGGUUCAUCAAGAGACUACAAAAACGACUCUAACAACAAGACUAGCUUCUGUACAAGAGGAUGUUGGUAAAUCCCCUGCGAGAAAUAGGUCUGCAAGCAUUACUAACCUCUCCUUGGAUCGAUCUGGUUCUCCUAUGGUGCCUCCAUAUGAAUCCUCUGUUAGUCCACAAUCCUCCCGAACAUAUCUGAAAAACGACACUAAUGAAGAGGAGCGAAAGAUUCUUCUGGACUCUGUACAGCUGAAGGAGCUUUGGAAAAAAAUCUGUCACAACAGCAGUGGCAUGGAAUUUCAGGACCACCGUUACUGGCUGAGGACACAUCCCAACUGCAUUGUGGGAAAAGACCUUGUCAAUUGGCUAAUCAGGAAUGGGCACAUUACAACAAGAGCACAAGCCAUAGCCAUUGGACAAGCCCUGGUCGAUGGUCGGUGGCUUGACUGUGUAACCCAUCAUGAUCAGCUGUUCCGGGAUGAAUAUGCCUUGUACAGACCUCUACAGAGUACAGAAUUCUCAGAGACACCAUCACCAGACAGUGAUUCAGUUAACUCAGUGGAAGGGCAUUCGGAGCCUUCUUGGUUCAAAGACAUCAAGUUUGAUGACAGUGAUACAGAACAAAUUGCUGAUGAAGGGGAGGAUAAUAUGACCAACUCUACAAGUCCUAGCAAACGUACAUCGGUCAGCAGUUUCCAAUCUGCUAUGGACAGCGACUCGGCCGCUUCCAUCAGCCUCAAUGUGGAGAUGGACAACGUCAACUUCCACAUCAAGAAGCAUUCCAAGUAUCCCCAUGUACCCCUACACCCUGCUGACCAGAAAGAGUUUCAUCUGUCAGAAGACGGUGGGCAACAGCUUGUUUCCAUAAGCGACGCAUUCCUUAAAGAAUCUUUGUUCAAUAGAAGAGUGGAGGAAAAAUCUAAGGAUCUAUUAUUUACUCCUUUGGGUUGGCAUCAUAACAACCUGGAUCAACUGAGAGAAGAGAAUGGAGAGAAACAGGCAAUGGAGAGGCUGUUAUCUGCAAACCACAAUCACAUGAUGUCUCUGCUGCAGCAACUACUGUACAAUGAGUCCCUCUCUCUCUCCUGGAAAGACAUAAUUGUGCAACUCGUAUGCCAAGUAGUACAAACUGUACAUCCUGAUGUCAAAAAUGAUGAUGACAUGGAUAUACGGCAGUUCGUUCACAUCAAAAAAAUCCCUGGAGGAAAGAAAUUUGACUCUGUGGUUGUUAAUGGCUAUGUUUGCACUAAGAAUAUUGCACAUAAGAAGAUGAAUGCAAGUAUUAAAACUCCCAAAAUACUGCUGCUGAAGUGCUCAAUUGAAUAUUUGUAUCGGGAGGAAACCAAGUUUACAUGCAUUGAUCCCAUAGUCCUUCAAGAGAGGGAAUUUCUUAAGAAUUAUGUUCAAAGGAUAGUUGAUGUACGACCCACCCUAGUUCUUGUGGAGAAAACUGUAUCUAGAAUUGCGCAAGACAUGCUGCUUGAACAUGGAAUAACAUUGGUUAUCAAUGUCAAACCGCAAGUUUUAGAUCGAGUGAGUCGAAUGACACAAGGGGACUUAGUAAUGUCCAUGGAUCAGCUCCUGACCAAACCACGCCUUGGUACCUGUCAGAAGUUUUAUAUGCAAGUUUUUCCACUGCCUAACAAUGAAGCAAAAACAUUGAUGUUCUUUGAAGGUUGUCCACAACAUUUGGGCUGUACCAUUCAGCUCCGUGGAGCCUCAGAGUAUGAACUGUCUCGUGUCAAAGAGAUAAUCAUCUUCUUGGUUUUUGCUGCAUAUCAUUCUCAACUGGAGAUUUCAUUUCUUAUGGAUGAAUUUGCCAUGCCACCAACACUGCCUAAAAGCAGCUCAUUCCAUACUUUGAUUGAUGGACAAGGAGAAGAAAAUGGUCACAUAGAUCUGUUUAAUGGGGAAGAAUGUAGUAUGAUCCACUGGGAAUCUGAUUUAUCAUUAGAGAGAUUACAUAUGCCUUCAGAAUCCAGGUCUUCUGAUGAUAUAGACUUCUUAGAGCAAAGACCUGACUUUGAGGUAGGCGAUUUAGAAACAAAGAGUCUUGAAGGACAUUCGACUGUUCCUCAUCAGGAUGCUCCUAUGAUGCCGUUAACCUCUGUGCAGUCUUCUGAGGUGUCAAUUGAGCCAGAGAUGAUGACUCAAAUGUGUCAUAUACCUGGUAUUACAAAAGAUGAAGACGUGACACAACAAAAAAUGGAAUCUCUGCAAGAAACCACAAGUCACAUAAAACCUUUCAGAGAUCCUUUGCAAGAUGAUACUGGGUUAUAUAUAACUGAAGAGGUCCCUUCCACAGAUGACAGGCUUAAAAUGCACUCUUUGUCUUUUAGGCAGGAGUUGAAAGAUGUUAUUUUGUGUAGUUCCCCAAUCAUUACAUUCAAGGAACCCUUUCUACUUUCUGAAAAAGGUAUGAGAUGUCCCACUAGAGACUAUUUUCCUGAUCAAGUUUACAUGUCUCCACUACUCAACAAGGAUGCGAAAGAAAUUGAGAGCAGGCGGAAGAAGCAGUUAUUACGUGAACUUUCCAACCUUCAAGGCAUUAAUGGAAGUGCACAUGGAAAAGCUAUUGAAAUCUUUCCAUCUCAUGAACUCCUUAGCACAAGAAUAUCUGAGCACUUAGGUGAUAGUCAGGAUUUAGCUAGAAUACUAGCUGAUUACCGAGCAAGAGGAGGAAGGAUACGACAGAAAGACUCUGACCCCUUUUUUCAGACCAGGGAUGUAACCAAUGGCUUCACUUCUAAAAACGACAAUAAGAGUGAGUCAGAUGACGAUAAAAGCCUCACUGAUAUGCCAUGGAACUCAAAGAUCGACUGCUUGAACAUUAUAAAUCAUCAACGCCUUUGUGUCUUAUUUAGCAGUUCUUCAGCCCAGUCCAACAAUGCUCCUAGUUAUUGUGUUAGUCCGUGGAUUGUAACAAUGGAAUUUUAUGGGAAAAAUGACCUGACUCUUGGGGUUUUUCUGGAAAGAUACUGUUUCAGGCCUUCAUAUCAAUGCCCAAGUGUAUUCUGUGACACUCCAAUGGUGCAUCACAUUCGCCGCUUUGUGCAUGGGAAUGGCUGUGUACAGAUUGUGCUAAAGGAGCUGGAUUCUCCAGUUCCUGGAUACCAACACACUAUCCUCACAUACUCCUGGUGCAGAAUAUGUCAGCAGGCAACACCUGUUGUACCUCUGUCCAAUGACUCCUGGUCUAUGUCGUUUGCAAAAUAUUUAGAGUUACGUUUCUAUGGAUACCAGUACACCCGACGAGCUAAUGUUGAACCCUGUGGACACUCCAUUCACCAUAACUACCACCAAUACUUUUCCUACAAUCAGAUGGUUGCUUCCUUCAGUUACUCCCCGAUCAGACUUCUUGAAGUAUGUGUACCAACUCCAAAGAUACACAUCAAACAACACAGCCCAGCGAAAGUUUCAAUCCUUCAGGACUUGAAGGAUUUCUCCCAAAAAGUUACCCAGGUAUAUAUUGCAGUAGAUGACCGACUUACCUCCCUAAAAACAGACACAUUUAGCAAGACAAGAGAAGAAAAGAUGGAGGACCUUUUUGCACAGAAAGAGAUGGAGGAGGUAGAGUUCCGAAACUGGAUUGAGAAACUACAGGCAAGAUUGCUUUCCUCGAAUACGGACACGGAACAGCAGCUACAGUCUAUCUUUGAGUCAAUGAUUGCCAAGAAGCAGUCACUGUGUGAGAUGCUUCAAGCAUGGAACAACAGGUUGCAAGAUCUUUUUCAGCAAGAAAAAGGCCGCAAACGCCCUUCAGUGCCUGCUAGUCCUGGAAGAAUGAGGCAGGGGGAAGAAAAUAAGGGUUGUGCUACGGAUGCGUCCCCACGCAACUCAUCUCCUGCACAAAAUGGGGAGAGAGAAGAUCGCUUUAUGACAACCUUAUCUCAGAGCUCCACAGGCUCCUCCCAUCUCCAAAUACCAAGCCCUCCUGAUCUUGCUCCUGAUCAGUCGUUUGGUGGUACCUUUACAGCACUGAGCACCACUGAGAUGGACACCACCAGCAGCUGUGAAGAUGUGUUUGAUGGUCAUUUAUUGGGAUCUACAGACAGCCAGGUCAAGGAGAAAUCCACCAUGAAAACGAUAUUUGCAAAUCUGCUCCCAGGAAACAGCUACAAUCCCAUUCUUCCCCCUUUUGAUACAGAUAAGCACUACCUGAUGUAUGAACAUGAACGUGUGCCCAUUGCUGUAUGCGAGAAAGAGCCCAGUUCCAUCAUAGCAUUUGCUCUCAGCUGUAAAGAAUACAGAAAUGCUUUGGACGAGUUAUCGAAAACAGCAUCAAAGAACUGUUCAGAAGAAUGUGCUUUACCCAUUAACAUGGUUGACAGUAGACCAAAAACCAGCAGCCCUUCAAGAGCAUCAGAAGCCGUCUCUGUGCAGUCCAACCGUCCUACAGAACCAGAAACUCAGAGCAAAAAACCUUCAGGGGUCCUCUCCUUUUUCCGUGGUACUGGAGGGAAAAGCCCAGACUUGUCUGCACAGAGGAAAGAAACAUUACGUGGAGCUGACAGUGCUUAUUAUCAAGUAGGCCAGACUGGCAGAGAGGGUGCAGAAAACCAAGCAACAGAACCACAAGAUGAAAUUGAUGGAGUAGAUAAGCAGAAGAAGCCGUUCGGCAAUCCCCACGUGGAGCUACAAUUCUCAGAUGCAAAUGCUAAAUUUUACUGCCGGAUUUAUUACGCUGGAGAAUUUCACAGGAUGCGCAAAGUCAUUUUGGGAAGCAGUGAGGAAGAUUUUAUACGCUCCCUUGCACAUUGUGUUCCAUGGCAAGCUAGGGGUGGAAAGUCUGGAGCAGCUUUCUAUGCAACAGAAGAUGACCGGUUUAUUUUAAAACAGAUGCCUCGACUGGAAGUGCAAUCUUUCCUUGAUUUUGCUCCACACUACUUCACGUACAUUAUAAAUGCUGUUCAGAUGAAGAGGCCUUCAGCCUUAGCUAAGAUUCUGGGAGUGUACCGAAUUGGUUACAAGAAUUCUCAAAACAACUCUGAGAAAAAGUUGGAUCUUCUGGUGAUGGAAAAUCUUUUCUAUGGCAGAAAAAUGGCUCAGGUUUUUGACCUGAAGGGAUCUUUAAGAAAUCGAAAUGUUAAAACAGACACCGGAAAGGAGAGCUGCGAUGUGGUCUUGCUGGAUGAAAACUUGUUGAAAAUGGUGCGGGACAACCCAUUGUAUAUAAGGUCGCACUGCAAAUCUGUCCUGAGAGCUUCCAUACACAGCGACUCUCACUUUCUGUCAAGCCACCUUAUAAUAGAUUACUCUCUACUAGUGGGUCGUGACGACACAACUGAUGAACUUGUGGUUGGAAUUAUUGAUUACAUACGGACCUUCACAUGGGACAAAAAGCUGGAGAUGGUGGUUAAAUCGACUGGAAUUUUAGGCGGCCAAGGAAAAAUGCCAACAGUAGUAUCGCCAGAACUGUACCGAACUCGGUUCUGUGAAGCAAUGGAUAAGUAUUUCCUGAUGGUUCCAGAUCACUGGACAGGCCUGGGCGGAAACUGCUGACGCACUAACAACAAAACAUAACAAUAAAAUCUGUUUGUAAGGCACAAUAAAAGUAGAGAAACAAGCAUCCUGUUCCUCAGCGAGACAAGUGAAGAGGAUCUUGGGCAUGAAGUUCAAUUCCUCCCCUUAACCUUGCUUAACCUGCAGACCAUAUUAAUCUAUAACAGAAUAUUGAUGUACUGCUAGAUGGGGACUGUUUAUAAUGUAUAUAUUUAAAACAAAGACAUGUAUUCAAGCUGAAUAUACUUAUUUCUCUAUUUUAGAUGUCUGUGCAUUGAGACUCUUAAAGUUUUGUUUUUUUUAUGUUCAUGAAAUGCCAGACACAAGCAAUUGUGUGACUGCUGUGCAGCCAGGACCAGAGUUCCCCAUUUACAUUUUAGUUCAUCUUGUGUGUUCAUACUUGCAGAUGGCAAUAUUCUGUAGUAAGGGCAUUCCAAUAUAUGCUUCGCUGUGGUCUUUUUCCACCUUUUACGAGCACAAGCAAGUGGAUACGAUAAUUGUUCCUAUUCUAUAUCAUGAACCCAUUCUCACGUCUGAUGAUUAUUAGGAAUUGGUAAUAUGGAAAAGAUAGUUAUACAAGUUAUUUCAACUCCUUUUCUUUUUUUAAUGAAAACUUUUUUUUUUUAAACAAAAAAAUAAAAGCACACAGGAUAGGCAGUCGUUUAUUAGUGCGCCCAACAGACAGUUAUUGUGCUAUACCUCUACUAGUCUUAUUAUUAUGGCCAAGUUUUUUUUCUAGAGAUCAAACCACUUUGGAAUCAAGAACAACACAACGGCAGCACUUUAAAAAUCCAGUUACCUCAUGUAUUAUUCAGAUCAUAACAAUCAAACCUUAUUAAAGGCAAAGGAAAGUUGUUUACCACUUGGAGGUGCCAAAUGCUAGGCACCCCCAAGUGAAUGUAUUUACUUGAGCAGGUUACAGCGAUGCAGUAAUGUUCCGUCUCUUGCUCGACCUCAGCUCUCGCGUUGUGCCGGUCACCUCUUUCCGGCUACAACAUCAGUUCAGAGGAUUGCUGUAGAGUGCUGAUCAAAGUAUUCAGGAGUCCGCCAUCUUUAAUAAGUACUCGGCACUUAAAGAUAACACACACACCUUAUUCCAAGGAAUGGAUUCUGGGACUUGCAGUUCCUUGCUUUCCAUAAUGAGUGGUUCACAGAUGAGAACACGUAGGGGCUUCCAAGUUCUGGAUUCCAUGAUUUACAAGGGAGCAAGGCAAUAAAGUGGUCGCAUGACAGCAGGGUUGGGUGGCACCAGGUAGAUGUUUGCAUUGUAGUGGUGUGUCUUUACUGAAAUCUUCAUCUGUACAAAUAAUUAAAAGUAAAAGAUGUAUGCUUGUCUAUGAUUUAAUGGAAUUUCCAGCAGGCUUUGACUAUGUGACCAAUGGGAUGCUGGGUCCUCUUUGGAUUAAGAGUGCAUUAGAACUGACCUUUAAAGUGAUUUUUUUUAUAGCUGAACAAAAUGCUAUAUUGUAUUGUAAAAUAUCCUCUUACUAACAUCUCUAUUAGAUAUACUUAAUAAUAUCCUGCCCUGUAUGUUAGUUCUCAUACAUUUUUGCACACGUUACAUUUUUGUAUUUGCAGCAAUUACACCUUUAACAUUUUCUAAUUUAUAGUUAUAAUGUAUGUUUUGUUUUUUGUUAAUGGAUCUGAAGUCAGAAGAGCACAGCAGCGCCUAAAAAAGAGCACUAAAAAGACAUUGGUGGUCAUUUAUAAACACUGGGCAAAUCUGCUCCUGGGCAGUAAACAAUAGCAACCAAUCAGAUGAUUGCUUUCAGUGUUCAACCUGCAGCUGACUGAAAAAAGCUAAUCACUGAUUGGUUGCUAUGGGUUACUGCCCUGAUUAGUAAAUGCUACCUGCUGAUUGGCUGCUAUGGUUUACUGACCCUUACAAAACAGAAUGCAGUGUGCAAAGUGCAUUGUACAAAUACAUUGUAUCAAAUGAAUACUACACCAAACGGCUAAUGCCACAUUAUGGGGGAGAUGCUCGUGGACGCAUUAGGAUGCACUCCUGUUGAUUGGUUUGGUAUUCAUCUUAUAUAAUUUAGAAUUGAUUCUAUCCAAAAAAUGUAUUUAUGUGAGAAACUGCUACAUUUAGUUAUUUAAAUUUAUAACAUAAAAUUUAAUUUUAAAGGUGACCUGUGCCUUGUCCCAAUUUGGCUGUUUUAAAUGUCAGAUACAUUAAUUAAAAAUAAAUAUAGAUGCUUAUCUGAUGUGGUAUGUUUUAGUGUUCAGAGGUUUAAUUUAUUCUCUUUAAUGCUUUCUCUUCAAAUCCUUCCACCAGCACUGUGACCCAUGAACUCUGACCCCAAUCUAAAAUCCCCAUUAUUUUUCAGUCAGCUGUUCGAUAAGACUUUCAGUUUCUUUGUCCUUGGCUGUAAAGGCAUCUGAUUAGCUGCUGCUUAGGAUUUUAGAUUGCCCAAAGUGUAAGAACACUCUAAGUUACAGAUGGUUCUAGCUUUUAUUUUCUAUAAGAAAUAGGCAUUACGUGGAUAACUGCAUGCACGGAACACUCUUUCUCUGGGUAUUUAUAAUUCUACAUAUGAGUAGGAUCUCCAGUGAUGCUUGGUUGACCUUACUCCUUUUCCAUGGACCUCAAUACAGUUUAAAUGUUUUUUGGUAAAAUACAGCAAUACUUGCUUAUUUGAUUGCAGUUGUAGAGAAAGAAAUAGAUGAGCUACAGCUGUAACAGUAGCCAAGAGCAGUGUGUGCUAAACUGUGUUCCCCAGAUAGCUGGAAUUCCAUCUAUAAAUGCUGUAAUGAAAGUGUGUUGCUUGCAGUUUUAGUUAUGUGCCCCAGACCUGCAGAUAGCAGUGCUCACAAUGAAAUAGACCCAUAAACUUUUGUUUCUGACCAGCAAAACUGGAGACUGGAUGCAGCUCUGUUUGUAUGCUAUAUAAUCAACCAGGCAGCAUAUUAUUUAUAAAUGUUAACAAAUACAAUGAAUAAGGUCCACAAUGUAUAUGACUUAUAUAAGUGUGUGAGCAUGCUUUAUAUACAGUGUUCUGUCUGGCUCCUGAAUUAACACCACAUGUCAACUGGAGGAUAAAACUUUUUUUUAUCAACAAACUCCUCAAAACUGUGCUCUGUAAAGAUUUGUCUAAAGAACCUCUUCUAAAAAUGCUCAGUGUGCUUCCUCUAUAAUAUUUCACUUCUCACUAGUUUGUUUAAUGGUCCCCAAAAAUAUAAGUAUAGUAAUCCCAAAACACUUCUUCAAUAACUAGUAGAUGUGGAAGCUACUUGCUGUGUGUUUCUUUGUUACUGUACUUUUACUAUAACGUUUAGAAUAAAUAAAUCUUUGCUUUUUAAACUGAAGGAAAGCUUUCAGCGCUUGUAGGUAGGUGUAAUAGAUCAUAUGAAAAUCUGUGGAGUGGAGGCCUCCUGUUACUGUUGAAAGUGAGUGGCCAGUAACACCAAGAUCUGAAAAUGCCUUAUCUGCAUUUACAUUUAAUGGUCAUUUAUUCCACAAUGAAUUGAUGUAGAUAUACUUGUUUUUUUUCCCCACAUGGUGACAGUGCAUAGAUAUGGGAGAUCUGAAGCUUCAUUAAACACUGCUGACUGGGAAGGACUUUGCUGUAGGCAUGUGUUACCACGUCUAAACAAUCAUACUGCAAUAAAAACAACCAUAUAAAAAAUUUUACACAGGCAGGAUAGAAAUAAUUGGUUUGUCAAUUUAUUUACUGAUUAUUUUUGCUGUUACUAGUCCUAUAAAUCAUCAGGCAUCAUCAUUGGCACUGGUCAAAAUGAACGUCUAGUAGUAUUCUCCUCCAUUCCAUGUGGCUACAUUGUUACAUUUUACCAACUUGCCCAGGUUCUACCGUAGACUUGGUGUUCCAUGUCAUUUAACUGAAAGGUGUUUAUGUAAGUUAUUUUUAGGGGGGUCGUUCAAAGCCUAAUCCUUUUCUUUGUGGAUGUUAUAUAGAAACAUUUUAAGUGUUUGUAAAGUUUAUCAGUGUAAAUAUGUUUGACUUCAAGCAGUUGCCCAAUUUCUAUUUUAUAUUACUCCAACUUGCAAAAUACUUUAAUAAGUUAAUGACAUUGAAAACAUUGUGGUAUUUAUAAUGGUAACAAUAAACUAGUACAAUCUAAGCUUAAA
Xenopus laevis (African clawed frog) is the source of this 10738-nucleotide messenger RNA. RefSeq names its product 1-phosphatidylinositol 3-phosphate 5-kinase (gene pikfyve.L). Gene Ontology annotation, biological process: 1-phosphatidyl-1D-myo-inositol 3,5-bisphosphate metabolic process; intracellular signal transduction; melanosome organization. Lineage: Eukaryota; Metazoa; Chordata; Amphibia; Anura; Pipidae. The coding region runs from base 256 to 6648 and encodes 2130 amino acids. The transcript is spliced from 43 exons. The record is from RefSeq and is a predicted model, not a curated record. Gene Ontology annotation, molecular function: nucleotide binding; metal ion binding; protein serine kinase activity. Gene Ontology annotation, cellular component: cytoplasmic vesicle; Golgi membrane; late endosome membrane.